Molecule: messenger RNA, 3417 nt
Organism: Nelumbo nucifera (sacred lotus)
Lineage: Eukaryota; Viridiplantae; Streptophyta; Magnoliopsida; Proteales; Nelumbonaceae
Gene: MOL1
Product: Leucine-rich repeat transmembrane protein kinase family protein
Biological process (GO): protein phosphorylation
Molecular function (GO): protein kinase activity; ATP binding; protein binding
Source: RefSeq, a predicted model, not a curated record
CUCCAGUGAAAAGGGAGAGGAAAAGGAGCUGCAGAUGAUGGCAUAAACUUGAAGAUUCUCCCCUAGUGGCCAGCACCAUCCAAAUAAACUAUCACCCACUGGUCCCCUCUUGCUGGUGCACUCAAAAGCAGAUCAAUUAUGUUCUCUAUCAACCCAAAUCCUACGACGUCAUUUGGUCCAUUUGAUGAACUUUCUCCAGUCCCCAUGCAGUACACCCUAUUAUAAAACUUGCACAAACUUUUUGUUCCACCGGAGUGUCCGUGUCUCCCUCUGCUUAUGCUUCGAUAAUCUUUCGAAUACCUCUUGUACAAUACCAGUUCCAAUGGUGAAAUUCUGGAGCUUCAUCUGGUGUUUCCUCGUCUCUCUUCUAUCGCUUACGACAGCAGUUUCAGCUGUUGAUGUCUUCUCGGAGGCGCUGCUGGGGCUGAAAUCCGAGCUUGUAGAUGGUUCGAACAGUUUGUAUGACUGGUUGCUUCCCUCUGGCUGGAGCUCAUCCGACACAAUACAUGCUUGCUCUUGGUCUGGGGUCACCUGCACCAAGAACUCUAGCAUGAUUGUUGGGUUGGACCUGUCGAAGAAGAAUCUCUCCGGUGUAAUAUCCGGCAAGCACAUUGAGCUGCUGGUCUAUCUGGUGGACCUCAACCUUAGUCACAACUCCUUCUCUGGGCAUCUUCCGGCUGAAAUAUUCAACCUCACCAAUCUUAGAAGCUUAGAUAUAAGUAGAAACAAUUUCAGUGGCCGCUUCCCUGCUGGGGUUUCCGCUGUGCAGCACCUGGUGGUUCUUGACGCCUUCAGUAAUAGCUUCUCAGGCCCCCUGCCACGGGAGGUCUCACAGCUGGAGUCGCUCAAGGUACUCAAUCUAGCUGGUAGUUACUUCGAGGGUUCAAUCCCAUCAGAGUAUGGGUCUUUCAAGAAACUGGAGCUGCUUCAUCUUGCAGGAAAUUAUCUGGAUGGUGAAAUCCCUCCGGAACUGGGGAUGCUCAAAACAGUGACGCAUAUGGAGAUUGGCUACAAUGCCUACCAGGGAAAUAUCCCAUGGCAAUUGGGAAACAUGAGCGGGCUUCAGUAUCUUGACAUUGCUGGCGCUAACCUCUCUGGUCCAAUCCCAGAUCGCCUCUGCAGUCUCACCAACCUUCAAUCGCUGUUCCUGUUCAGGAACCAACUCACUGGACCAAUCCCAUUGUGCUUUGGCAAUAUUGUGCCUCUCAUGAGCUUAGAUCUCUCUGACAACCAAAUUUCUGGGUCCAUUCCACACAGCUUUGCAGAGUUGAGAAAUCUUCGUCUACUUAGCCUCAUGUAUAAUGACAUGAGUGGCUCAGUCCCCGAAGGAAUUGCAGAUCUUCCAUUCCUAGAAACUCUUUUAAUAUGGAACAAUUUCUUCUCUGGACCACUGCCACCGAGCUUGGGCAAGAACUCCAAACUUAAAUGGGUUGAUAUUUCUACAAAUCGUUUCACAGGGGGUAUUCCACCAGAUAUCUGUGCCGGAGGUAUGUUGUAUAAGCUGAUCCUAUUCUCAAAUAAUCUUACAGGUGGGCUUUAUCCUGCUCUUUCAAACUGCUCUGCUCUUGUCCGUCUCCGGGUUGAGGAUAACUCCUUCUCUGGUGAGAUCCCCUUAAAAUUUGGCCUCCUUCCUGAUAUCACCUAUAUAGACAUCUCUAGAAACAGGUUUACAGGUGGGAUCCCCCAAGACAUAUAUCAAGCUUCCAAACUUCAGUACUUCAAUGUCUCUCAGAAUCCAGGCCUAGGAGGUGCAAUUCCUACAAAAAUAUGGUCUCUUCCGCUUCUUCAAAACUUCUCAGCAUCCUCCUGCAAUAUUUCAGGAACGUUGCCUCCAUUCGGAUCUUGCAACUCCCUUUCUGUACUUGAACUGAAUGGCAAUAAUUUAUCAGGGAGUGUGCCAGAAAGUCUGGCCAACUGCCGGGCUAUUAUGACGAUGGAUUUGUCUAACAAUAAUUUGACAGGUUAUAUACCAGUUGAGCUUGCAAGUCUUCCAACUCUCAAUGUCUUAGACCUAUCACAUAAUGAGAUCAAAGGUCGCAUACCUUUCAUGUUUGGAAAUUCUUCAAGCCUAGUACUUCUAAAUGUGUCCUUCAAUGAUAUGUCUGGUUCAAUCCCUUCUGGAAAGAAUUUUAGAUUGAUGGGUUUAAGUGCUUUUACUGGAAACCCACAGCUAUGUGGAGGACCUCUGAAACCCUGCCCUUACUCAAAAGAAACUUCCGGUGUAGCUGGUUUUGGAUUGGGGAGCAAAAGUGCAGAAAGGCUUACAUGGAUUUUGCUGUGUGUAGGGGUGGUUUUAGUUCUUGCAGUGUCAACUUUGGUCAUCUUUUAUUUGCAGCGUGGAAGUAAAGGCCAAUGGGAAAUGGUUCCUUUUAUUGGUUUCCCACAAUUCACAGCAAAUGACGUUCUGAGGAGCCUCAGUUACACAGAAUCCAUGGAGAGGGUGCCAACCUUAUCAGCUUCGAUCUGCAAAGCAGUUCUUCCCACAGGGAUAACAGUUUCAGUGAAGAAGAUUGAAUGGGGUGUGGGGAGAAGAGGUGUGAUGUCAGAAUUUAUAACCCAGAUGGGCAAUGCAAGGCACAGUAACCUGACCAGAUUGUUGGGGUUCUGCAGCAAUAAGCAUAUAGCCUAUCUUUUUUAUGAUUACUUGCCCAAUGGAAAUCUGGCAGAAAAUAUGAAAAUUAAAAAGGAUCCAAUAAUUAGUACAUGGUCAGCUAAACACAAACUUGUGAUUGGGAUUGCAAGGGGCCUCUGCUACCUUCACCAUGAUUGCUACCCUGCAAUUCCCCAUGGAGAUCUAAACUCGAGCAACAUAAUGUUUGAUGAAAAUAUGGAGCCCCAUCUGACUGAUUUUGGAUUGAAAAUAUUGGUACAGAUGAAUGAAAAUUCACUCGUAGAGAGGAUAACUGGAGCUUUUUCAGCAUCAGGCACAGGUGAUCUGAGCACUACCAUAAAAGAGGAGCUGCAUAGAGAUAUUUACAGUUUUGGGGAAGUCCUUGUGGAAAUUUUAACCAAUGGUAGGCUGACAAAUGGAGGGGAGAACAUACACAGCAGAACAAAAGAGGUCAUUCUAAGAGAAAUUUAUAAUGAGAAUGAAGUCAGCACUGCCAAUUCAUUGAAGGAGGAAAUAAACCUGGUCUUUGAAGUUGCUUUGCUCUGUACCAGGAGAAGACCAUCUGAUAGACCAUCCAUGGAGGAGGCCCUGACACUUUUAUCAGGUCUAAGGCCACAUAUGAAAAUGUAGUGAUUUUGAGUUAGAAGAGUUAUAAUUCAAGUCCCCAUGUGACCACAACAAAGACAUGACAUCAGUAUCCAUCUCAUAGAAGCUACUGCAUGCUUUUUUUCAGUUUUCUUUUCCUGUGUAAUUAUCAGCCAUUUUAAUAUUAAAAUAAUGCCUAUCGGUCUGUAUUUUUAAAAGCA